AUGGCGAGGGGUGCGGGUACAGGGGCAGGGGUACUGGCCGGUCUGCGCGAGCGGGGAGGGGGUGAGGCGGAGGGACGAACGAGAGGGGACGCGCAGCAAGGGUGCACGGAGGGGAGGGAGAAGAGCGAAGCGGGCGAGAGGAGCGAAGGGGGCAGGGGCGAGGGGGUGGUGGCGCAAGGCCUGGCAGCCGGUGCAUGCGAAGAUGAGACGAGCGCGCGCAGAGGCCGCGGGCAGCUAGAUCGGGGGGCAGCAGCGGGGCGGCCACGGGAGGAGGCGAGAGGCGACGGCCACGGGCACGGGCAGGGGCAGGGGCAGGGGCAGGGGCAGGGGCAGGGGCAGGGGCAGGGGCGGCGGGUGAUUGUGAUAUCGGGGCCCACAGCAGUGGGCAAGUCGCGGCUGGCGCUGGCGGUGGCGGAGGCGGUGCGGGGCGGCGAGGUGGUGAGUGCGGACUCGGUGCAGGUGUACCGCGGGCUGGACGUGGGGUCUGCCAAGGCCUCCCUUGAGGAACAGCGCCGCGUGCCACACCACCUGCUGGAUAUCCGCGAGCCGUGGCAAGGCAAGAAAGGUGAGCAGGGUGCGAGUAAGGUGCAGGGUGCGAGUAAGGUGCAGGGUGCGAGUAAGGUGCAGGGUGCGAGUAACGUGCAGGGUGCGAGUAAGGUGCAGGGGGCGAGUAAGGUGCAGGGUGCGAGUAAGGUGCAGGGUGCGAGUAAGGUGCAGGGGGCGAGUAAGGUGCAGGGUGCGAGUAAGGUGCAGGGUGCGAGUAAGGUGCAGGGUGCGAGUAAUGUGCAGGGUGCGAGUAAGGUGCAGGGGGCGUGCAGGGAGGGAGCCAGGCGAGAGUUCACAGCAGGCGACUUUUACGAGGCGGCGUGCACGGCCGUGGAGGGUGUGGUGCAGCGGGGGGGCGUGCCGGUGGUGGUGGGCGGCACGGGGCUGUACCUCGCAUGGCUGCUGCACGGCCGCCCCGCCACGCCCCCCUCCUGCCCCAACCUGGAACGCGCCGUUGCGGGCGAGAUCGAGGCCGCUGUGAUGCAGGCGAGGAGGGCGAGGAGGGGGGAGGGGACGAGGGCGGAUGAGAGGGGGGAUGAGAGGGGGGAUGUGAGGGGGGAUGAGAGGGGAGAUGAGAGGAGCGUAGCGGCGGUUGGUGGGGCAGAAGAGGCAGUAGGUGGGGGUGAGGGGGAUGCAGCAGCGGGAAGGGCGUCAGUAGCCGACGCAGUGAGGGGCGGCUUGGAGAAAGAGUUGAGUGCUGACGGGAGGAUCGAGGAGGGCAACGAUGGUGCCACGGGGCGGCCUCGAUCAGAGAUCACCGUGCCUUCCCACGAGGCCAAACACACCUCCCCGCCUGCUGCUGCUGCUGCUGCUGCCGCUGCCUCGUCACCUCCACCUUUCGCCUUCCAUUGUUUCUUCCUGGACGCCCCUCGCCUGCCCCUGUACCGCCGUAUAGAUCGACGCUGCGAAGAGAUGGUGCAAGUCCGCUGCACCCUCCUUUCACCAUUGCCCUCACCUACACCACUUGAGUCCACACUCCUUUCACCAACCCACGGCUCCCGCGCCCUCGCCCUCAUGCAUCCAUCUCUUGCCUUCCUCUUCAUGCCCCAUCGUCCUAUGCCCUCUCUCGCGCUCUCUCCGCCCGUGCAGCGGGCAGGCGGGCUGCUGGAGGAGAGUGUGGCGCUGCUGCGGGCGGGGCUGCACCCCGAAUCCUCAUGCAUCCAUCUCUUGUCUUCCUCUGCAUGCCCCAUCGCCCCGUGCGCUCUCUCCGUGUGGCCGGUCGGUAGGCCGGCUGCUGGAGGAGAGUCUGGCGCUGCUGCGGGCGGGGCUGACCCCCGACUCCUCCUCGCCCACAUGCCACAUCCUCCCGUGCCCUCUCCUGUGCUCUCUCCUCCCAUGCGGUUGGCAGGCGGGCUGCUGGAGGAGAGUGUGGCGCUGCUGCGGGCGGGGCUGCACCCCGAAUCCCCAUGCAUCCAUCUCUUGUCUUCCUCUGCAUGCCCCAUCGCCCCGUGCGCUCUCUCCGUGUGGCCGGCCAUGGCCUUCCUGCUGCACUGCCAGCGCCUCAUGGGGCAAGCGAGGACCACUGAGGAGCAAGAGCAACGGGUGGAAGAGCAACGGGUGGAAGAGCAACGGGUGGAAGAGCAACCGGUGGAAGUGGCGUUGCAGGAGGCGCUGCAGGCGGCGCUGUUGGCGUUUAUCUUGGAGUUUCAGCAGGCGUCGCGGCGCUACGCCAAGCGCCAGACCACGUGGUUCCGCUCCCAACCACUCUUCCAAUGGCUGCCCGCUCACACCCCCCUGGACGAGCUGGUGGAGAUGGUGCUGCGCGACUUUGAUGGGUCGACGGGUGGGGAGGGGCAGGCGGGUGGGGAGGUGCAGGCAGGUGGGGAAGGGCAGGGGGAUGGAGUGGAGCAGGGGGGUGGGGAAGGAAGAUUUGGGGCAGAGAGGGAAGGGGGGCAGGGUGGUGUUGGAGGAGGGGGCAGUGGGGGGGCGUGGGAAAAGGCGGUGAGGCGAGAGCAUCGCAGGGGGAGCAAGGAGGAGGAGCGGGCGCUGAAGGGGUAUCGGGCACAGCUGGAGUACGACUCACGACUCUCUCUCACCCCCCCCUCGCAUGCUCUCUGCAUCUUCCACCCUCUCUUGCGCUCGUGCCUGCACUGCACUGUCCUCACCUGCUCUCUUCAGUUUUCGCCUGCUCUCCUCUUUCCUCGCUUGCUCUCAUUUGUCCACCAGUGCAUGGGUGGUGUGCACCAUGCCGAGCAGGCAGUGUCAGACCAGCCGUCCAUACAGCUUACCAAUGCCAUCGAUGCCACGCUGGCGUGGAUUCGAGCCAACGUCACGCCGCACCAACAGGGCUCACAGAGCGAGCAAGGCAACGCUGCUGCUGCAGCAUUUUCUCCGCCCUCGAGCGCAUUGGUCCCCUCACUGCGCUGCGCCAUCUCCUUGCGCAGCACUCCCUGUAAUGUUACCCACCCCUCCCCCCUUCCCCACGUUUCAGUGCAACCAGAGCGCCAUGGAAGUGCGUUAGGCAACGUGUCGGGUAGAGCACGCAUAGAUGAGUCACACGCUGUGCUGCCGUCAAACCAUUCGAGUCGAGACGAGAGCCUCGAUGCAGCCGCAAUAUUGCUGGAAUAUUUGGAAUAG
This is a messenger RNA of Closterium sp. Naga37s-1, 3123 nucleotides long. The record is from the annotation of a GenBank genome assembly. NCBI's taxonomy places the organism in Eukaryota, Viridiplantae, Streptophyta, Zygnematophyceae, Desmidiales, Closteriaceae.